AUGCCCAACAUCAAUGCCUUGUCUGUUUCAUCUGAAGCUCCAUUGUCUAAAAGAGAUAAGCUUCUUCUAGAAUGUAAGUUGUUUUCUUACAGUGUCGCCCAAUCAGACCUGAAAGGUACAUUGUUAGAGGCCGAUCUGUCAAAUUUCGAUUUUUUCAACUUUGUAUGUUAAAAAAUAUUGUUCCGCAACUUAACCUGACACUUGAAAACCCAUAUUGUUUUAGGUGCGACAUGCUGGGCCUAUCGCGCGAGUGGAUACAACUCUUUAGACCCAUCGUCUGAAGGUUUUAGCAUCAAAAUGCUGUAUAGCUUUGUUAAAGCCGUGGACGUUGAUAAGGACACGGACGUUUCUCGUUUUAAAGCAAUUUACUGUGGAUACCUAACUCAUUUGGGCAAGGACGAAAUUGCCAAAAGUUUGGAACAAGCAGAAAAUCACGUACUUGAAGGAUUGAGAGAAGUUGUAAUGGAUGAAGUUUCAAUCAUACAGUAUUCUACCCUCUACAAUAUUAUUGUGAGUACAAACGAAAGUGCUGUUGACAGUAUUAUUAACUGUACGAGCAUGGUUAUGUCCAACAGCAAUUCCUUGACUACUUCAUCUGAAACUUCAUUGUCCGAUAGAGAUAAGAUCCUUCUGCAAUGUAAGUUGUUUUUGUAAUUUAAAAAAAUUGUUUUACACUUUAAAUAGACAUUUUAAAACUCAUAUUGUUUUAGGUGCUACAGGCAUUGCCUAUUUCUGGCGUAAAGACAACUGUUUAGAUCCAGUAUUGGAAGAUUUUGGCAUCAAAAUGCUGUAUGCUUUUGCCAAAGCCGUGGACGUUAAUAGAGACCUGUCUAUCCCUCCUUAUAAGUCGACUUAUUGUGGAUAUUUAAGACAUUUGGGCAAGGACGAAAUUGCCAAAAGCUUGGUAAAAGUGCCGAAUCACGUAUUGGAAGACCUGAGAGAAAUAGUGAAAAAUGAAGAUAAAAUCAAAGAGUAUUCUACCCUCUACAAUAUUAUCGUCAAUACAAACAAAAGUACUAUGGACAGUGCUAUUAAAUGUACGGGUUUCAAUUCUUUAAAAUAAAAGCCAUAUUUAAACGAACAAUCUCACUACUAUCUUUCUUCCACUGUUUCUAUUCUACAUCUUAUAAUGUGUUGUGUUAGAACGUACCAAUAAACUUGAAAUAUAGAUACGUUGGAAGUUAGGUUCGAGAAUUGCAUGAAACUAUAAACUAUUAAAUAACAAAAAUCACAUAUUUUUUAAAUAUACAUCCUUCAUCUGUUCAAAUUUACCAUUUUUAUUCCAUAUUAACAUUGAUUGAUCUAAUGAUGAACAUUAACGUCCAAUUCCUUUUACAAAUUUUAUUUUAUGCCAUCUUGACUUUACACAAGCCGUAUCAGUAAAAAACAACGAUUAAAAUGGUACCAAAAACGUCUAUUUAUAUGAAAUACUUUCUCAUAUUGAAAAGCUUAAUUUCCGAUAUUAUAGUAGGCCAUCAGAUCAUUUUAGUUUUAAAAAUACUUUUACACUUUCGCUUUCGGUAUAUAGUUGAGUCUUUUAUCAAAAAUUACCAUUUUCGUUAUGAUCUUGUUACAUCAAACCUAAAAAAUGGGAAAACAAUAAGAAAUACUUACCAAGACUCUCCCCAACUCUGCCUCUAAUGUACAACAGCUAACAAGAUAUUAUACGGAAAAAUUGGCUAAAACAACACUUUUGACUGUGUAAUAAGUUGAUAACUUAUGGAAUCGAUUACGAAUCUCUACUUUGACUGAUCGGUGGCGUGCCCUUCCGCUCCCUAUCACCUAUACCAUCAUAAGUUCAUUCACUAUUUGUGGUCGGCAAAAGCAAUUCGGUUCGUUAUGAUUAUGCCCAACAUCAAUGCAUUGUCUAUUUCAACUGAUGCUUCUAUGACCGAUAGAGAUCGGAUGCUUCUAAAAUGUAAGUUUUUUUAUUACAAUACACUGCACCCGAAACCGUCUAGAAUGUCUUUUUAGUGAUUCGUUAAGACAUAUUUCUGCACUGAAAAAUGUUUUUGUUACCUAAAUUCACAAAAGGUUGAUAUCUUUGAAAAAAGUGAAUAUACUUUUAAAAAAUGAUAAUGUUUAACAAAAGAUAUGCUUAUUAACCUAAUUUAAAAACGUUGUUACCUAAAAUAGAGAAAUAAUACGUUUUAUUGUCUAAAAAUAAACUUUAUUCAAGUUCGGGUGCAGUGAAAUAGUGUAUAAAAAUCAAAAGCCCGGCCCGUGGGCGGGACUGAAAAAUUGUGCCCGGCUCCUUCACAGGUCUACAGCCAAUAAUGAAUCACAUGGCACUAAAUUCGAAACAAAUUUCUUUUUUUUCAAAUUUGUUACCUAUAAAUAUAUUGUUUUACAUUUUUAACUGCCAUUUUAAAACCCAUGUUCCGUAUCUUGAACUGCCAUUUUAAAACCUAUGUUCCGUAUCUUGAACUGCCAUUUUAAAACUUAUGUUCCGUAUCUUGAACUGCCAUUUUAAAACCUAUAUUGUUUUAGGUGCAUUAUGCUCAGCCUAUCUCGCGCGUACACCCCCGCAUAACUAUUUGAGCCCAUGGUAUGAAGGUUUUGCCAUCAAGAUGUUGUAUGGCUUUGCAAAAGCUGUGGAAAUGAAUGUUAUCACUUCGGACGUUGAUUAUAAAUCUCUGUAUUGUGGAUAUUUAAGACAUUUGGGAAAGAACGAUAUUGCCGGAAACUUGGAAAAAAUGCAAAUUGAGGUAUUUGAUGGCUUGAAAGAAGUUGUGGAAAAGGAAGAUAGAAUCAAACAGUUUUCUGCCCUCUACGAUAUUAUUGUUAAUACAAACAAAAGUACUGUUGACAGUACUGUUAACUCGAUGAUUUCCAAAUCUUCAUCGACUUCCAAGUCUUCAUGA
Molecule: messenger RNA, 2864 nt
Organism: Bursaphelenchus okinawaensis
Lineage: Eukaryota; Metazoa; Nematoda; Chromadorea; Rhabditida; Aphelenchoididae
Source: the annotation of a GenBank genome assembly